Puntigrus tetrazona (Sumatra barb) is the source of this 2910-nucleotide messenger RNA. RefSeq names its product synembryn-A. Gene Ontology annotation, molecular function: G-protein alpha-subunit binding; guanyl-nucleotide exchange factor activity. The transcript is spliced from 14 exons. Gene Ontology annotation, biological process: G protein-coupled receptor signaling pathway. Bases 91 to 2169 code for a protein of 692 amino acids. Lineage: Eukaryota; Metazoa; Chordata; Actinopteri; Cypriniformes; Cyprinidae. The record is from RefSeq and is a predicted model, not a curated record. Gene Ontology annotation, cellular component: cytoplasm; plasma membrane.
GGAACAUACUGUAUGAAGACAGAGGCACACUAAAACGUGUCGUUUGCAAGAAACUCAUUAGACGUCUGUGCUUUUUAAAACCACAGAGGAAUGCCUGUGGAUGUGGAGAAGAUUAUUCAGUUUAUUAAACAAGGCGACCAGGACAAUGUUCAAAUACAUCUGGAUGACUACAACACUGAGAACUCUGAAUGUUUCUUUUUUGAUGUGGAAGAAAGAGAGAGGAGAAAGCAAAGAGAGCUGGAAGAGUUCCGCAGGAAUAAAGUGAGAGAGUAUGUUCCAGACUCUGACUCAGAUUUUGACUCUGAUGAGAACGAGGACCCAAAUCUUGUUCUGCGGAGGAGGCUUGCUGCAGCUCUGAUCUGGUUCAUUCGCAUGCGGCUGCAGCCGGGGGUUUUGAGGGUGUGUCUGCGAACUCUGAGAAUUAUCUCGCGUGAUCGAAAGGCCUUGGCACCCCUGAUCACGGACUACGCCAUUCUAACUCUUGCUCGACUUGGGGGCAUCUCCGUCCUGCCCACCUGGCCUGAAGAAGAAGAGGCUGAGUGGGGCAGUGACAUUACUCAACAGAAUGAGACAGAGACACGUCUGGAUGAUAAUGGCGGCAAAACACAACGGCCAACCUGUUAUAGGGCGGAAGAUGAUUCAGUCUCUGUCUCUGCAGCCUGUGCUCAACCUUUGCUCAGUGAAGGAGGCUUGCAGCUCAACCCUGUGAAUGUGACAUCUAACUGUAAUACUGAGAGAGAAGCACAAAACGAGUGCUGUGAAGAAAAUGCGAGGAAAGAUGGGGUCUGUGGGCUGUUGACACGAGGAAAGAGGGAUGCUAGAGAAGAGAAGGAUGAGGAGGGGGAGGAGGGGUACGAUGAUGGAGAGGUCUGGAGGAAAGAGGCCAUGAAGGCCCUGUGCAAUAUCAUCUAUAACAGCCCAAAAGCACAGGAGAGGGCCAGCAUCCUGAGGUUGCUCCACGGCCUGUCAGAGAGACUCAAAGAUGGUAUACAUUCCUCAUCACCUCCAAGUGGUCAGUUUUAUGAACUGCGACUUCUCUUUCUGUUGACUGCUUUACGGCCCGAGCUCAGGAUAGAGCUCCGCCAGGAGCGUGGCGUGUCUAUGCUGACUGCUGCUCUGGAGCAGUGUUUGGAAGUGCACUGGGGUGAAACACAUGAAGUACUCACUGACCUCACAGCACCCCCUGUGUGUAAGGAGGUGACUCAGCGCGCCCUUGAGAUUCUCAAGACUCUCUUCAACAUUACCUACAGUGUGCACAGACAGGACAUAGAUGAGGAGGCUGCAGCUUUGUAUCGUCACCUAGCUGCAGUCCUGCGUCACUGUCUGCUCAUACCCUGUGAGGGAGAGGAUAGAAGAGAGGAGCUGCAAGGACACACAGUGAAUGUGCUCUCAUCGCUGCCUCUGCAGUGCUUGGACGUUCUGCUGUCCGUUCGUCUGUCUGAAGGUUCGAGGGAGUCCGGCGGAGUCAACAUGGACUGCGUUCACACUCUGCUGCUCUUCAUGGAGAAGAGACUGGAUAGAGGUCAUAAGCUGAAGGAAAAGCUGGCUCCAGUGUUAAACCUGUUGACUGAGAGCAGCAAAGCACACAGGGAAACUAGGCAUUAUCUCAGACAGCAGAUCCUGCCUCCGCUGAGAGACGUUGAGAUGAGGCCUGAACAGGGGAGCACACUGAGGAGCAAACUAGUGCGACUAAUGACCCAUGUCGACACUGAUAUCAAACACUGUGCAGCUGAGCUUCUUUUUGUGCUCUGUAAAGAAAAUGUGAGCAGGUUUGUGAAGUACACUGGAUACGGUAAUGCGGCGGGGCUGCUGGCGGCACGGGGGCUUUUGAACGGCCGCGGCCCAUCUCCUCAACCACAGUACUCCAGUGACUCUGACUCAGACACGGAGGAGUACAGACAAGCCAAGGACAGGAUUAACCCUGUGACGGGACGGGUGGAGGAGGAACAGCCUGAUCCAAUGGAAGGAAUGACUGAGGAAGAGAAAGAGGCAGAGGCGCUCAGACUCAUAAAUAUGUUCAACAGGCUCUCGAGGAACAAAAUCAUUCAGCCAAUGCGAGUGACAACAGACGGAAAACUGGCGCCCCUUUGUGGCCAGACGAGGCACAGCGCUGUGCAGGAGGAGGACGAAGAAGAGGAGGAAGAUGAUGAUAGCGAAACAGAGCAGUAAUGAUGACAAGAUGAUAAUGAUGAUUAAUAACCGACAGGUGCAGGAUAUUUUAUAAAACUGACUGAUACAGCGCUAAUACAAUAGUAUUAUUAAUAGCGCAAAUUAAUGUAACACAUAAUAAGGAAUAAUUUGUUGUUCGUUAAUUCAGUUAUUGGUGUAUGUAAAAAGAAAUGCUAUAGAGACAAAAAAAACAGAAUAAACAAAGCUCUGUGUGAAAAAACGAGGGAGGGGAGAUAUUUUGUAACGUACGUAAAAUAGCGGAGAAUGACAUUUCUUUGUAAUAACUCUCGUGAGUCACGAAGAGCUAGAAACCACAAAAUAGGGAGCUACUAAGAAGCGAAGGAGAAAGAAAGAGACAAAGAGAGACAGCCAUCACACCAAAGACAGACAAACACUCCUGGAAAAUGCUGCUGGUGUUGCCAUGGUUAUGUUACCAUGGUAACAACAGGAAAUGCAGUUCUACGGAUUCUUUUUUUUCGCGCUCUAGCAGGAGUGAAAUGUUUACCUUGAAGAGAACUGCUGAGGGUCAGUCUAACGCUCUGCGCCGAGAACGCCGAAUAAAAAUACAUCCUCAGAGAAAUGUUUUCAUUUACAAAAAAAUGAUUAGCAAACUUUGAACCAAAGUACAAUGUGUAGAAGCAGGUAAUUUUUUUUCACCGUUCUGCUUGAUUUACAGUGUUUUUCCCGCCACGAUAUCAUUUCUCCCCGCAUAAAAUACCAGCAAGUAUGUCAAUAACAAAU